AUUUUGAGUACACUCUGCAAAGAGUUCCUUCAAGCGAAUGUCUCUGCCAUACUUUAUAUGAUGAAUAAUGAGCAAUUUGGUCAUAGCACUGCCUCCGCCCAGUAUUUUCUACAACUGGCCGGCUAUCUUGGCAUACCGGUGAUCUCUUGGAAUGCUGACAACUCCGGUCUGGAGAGACGCGCCUCCCAAUCGACACUUCAACUUCAGUUAGCUCCAAGUAUAGAACAUCAAAGUGCUGCUAUGUUGAGCAUUCUAGAGCGUUACAAAUGGCAUCAAUUUUCGGUUGUCACCUCUCAGAUAGCCGGACACGAUGAUUUUGUACAGGCUGUACGGGAGCGUGUCGCCGAAAUGCAAGACCAUUUCAAAUUCACGAUACUCAAUUCGAUUGUGGUAACGCGCACCAGCGACUUGAUGGAAUUAGUGAAUAGCGAGGCUAGAGUGAUGCUCCUCUAUGCCACACAAGGCGAAGCGGUUACUAUUCUUAGAGCUGCUGAAGAAAUGAAGUUAACCGGUGAAAAUUAUGUGUGGGUCGUUAGUCAAUCGGUUAUUGAGAAGAAGGAUGCGCAUGCACAAUUUCCCAUUGGCAUGUUGGGUGUACACUUCGAUACGAGUAGUGCGGCGUUGAUGAAUGAAAUAUCGAAUGCGAUUAAAAUCUAUGCCUUCGGUGUGGAAGCCUACCUCACAGAUCCGGCAAAUCGGGGACGACGCCUCACAACACAAUCACUUUCGUGUGAGGAUGAGGGACGCGGACGCUGGGAUAAUGGUGAAAUUUUCUUCCGUUACUUGCGUAAUGUGUCGAUUGAAGGUGAUCUGAAUAAGCCCAAUAUAGAAUUCACUGCCGAUGGCGAUCUCAAAUCCGCCGAACUGAAAAUCAUGAACUUGCGUCCUGGAGCAAACAAUAAGAAUCUGGUUUGGGAAGAGAUUGGUGUCUGGAAGUCAUGGGAGACGCAGAAGCUGGACAUUCGUGACAUCGCCUGGCCGGGUAACUCGCAUGCUCCACCACAGGGUGUACCCGAAAAAUUCCAUUUAAAGAUAACAUUCCUCGAAGAGGCACCCUAUAUCAAUCUCUCACCCGCCGACCCAAUUAGUGGCAAAUGUCUAAUGGAUCGCGGCGUCCUUUGUCGAGUCGCAGCCGAUCACGAGAUGGCCGCCGACAUUGAUGUGGGGCAAGCACAUCGCAAUGAAUCGUUCUAUCAAUGUUGUAGUGGCUUCUGCAUCGAUCUGCUUGAAAAAUUUGCCGAAGAAUUGGGUUUCACAUACGAAUUGGUUCGGGUCGAAGAUGGUAAAUGGGGUACACUUGAGAAUGGUAAAUGGAAUGGGCUGAUUGCAGAUUUGGUAAAUCGUAAAACCGACAUGGUAUUGACAUCGCUGAUGAUCAAUACCGAGCGCGAAGCUGUGGUGGACUUCAGUGAGCCAUUCAUGGAGACGGGUAUUGCGAUAGUCGUAGCGAAGCGUACAGGUAUUAUUUCACCGACGGCCUUUCUAGAACCAUUCGAUACGGCCUCAUGGAUGUUGGUUGGCAUUGUUGCAAUUCAUGCAGCCACUUUUAUGAUCUUCCUUUUCGAAUGGCUUUCGCCCAGUGGCUAUAAUAUGAAACUCUAUCUACAAAAUGCAAGUGUGACGCCAUAUCGUUUCUCGCUGUGUCGCACCUAUUGGCUUGUAUGGGCAGUACUGUUUCAAGCUGCCGUACAUGUGGACUCACCGCGCGGUUUCACCUCACGCUUCAUGACGAACGUGUGGGCUCUAUUCGCUGUGGUCUUCUUGGCCAUCUACACUGCUAACUUGGCUGCCUUCAUGAUAACGCGAGAGGAAUUCCAUGAAUUUAGCGGUCUUAAUGACAGUCGUUUGGUACAUCCCUACUCGCACAAGCCCUCGUUUAAGUUCGGCACAAUACCUUACAGUCACACUGACUCGACUAUACAUAAAUAUUUUAAAGAUAUGCAUUUCUAUAUGAGACAAUACAACAAAACUAGCGUCGCUGAGGGCGUAGCCGCAGUAUUAAAUGGUAAUCUGGACUCGUUCAUCUCUGAUGGUACUGUGCUCGAUUAUUUGGUGGCGCAAGAUGAGGACUGCCGUCUGAUGACAGUCGGCAGCUGGUAUGCUAUGACAGGUUAUGGACUCGCUUUCAGUCGCAAUUCAAAAUACGUCCAAAUGUUCAAUAAGCGUCUGCUCGAAUUUCGCGCCAAUGGCGAUCUGGAGCGAUUACGUCGCUACUGGAUGACGGGUACAUGUCGACCCGGCAAACAAGAGCACAAAUCCUCAGAUCCACUUGCGCUAGAGCAAUUCUUAUCGGCUUUCCUGCUACUCAUGGCCGGCAUUUUAUUUGCGGCGCUGCUACUUCUACUCGAACACGUCUACUUCAAGUAUGUGCGUAAGCGUUUGGCCAAAAAGGAUGGCUGCCAUUGUUGUGCGCUGCUCUCACUUUCGAUGGGUAAGGCGUUGACAUUUCGUGGUGCGGUUUUCGAGGCGACGGAAAUACUGAAAAAACAUCGCUGUAAUGAUCCCAUUUGUGAUACGCAUCUGUGGAAGGUGAAACAUGAGUUGGAUAUGUCUCGUUUGCGUGUGCGACAGCUGGAGAAGGCACUGGAUCAACAUGGCAUUAAGCCACCGCAAUUGAGACUGGCAUCAUCCACGGAUUUGCUGAAUCAUCAUCAUCUGAAGGAACGUCCACCACUGCUGGGUAACCUGAGUUUGGCAGCGAGCGCACAAGAUUUAUACAGGUGGUCUUACAAAACGGAAAUUGCGGAAAUGGAGACGGUGCUGUAAGAAGCCACUGCACAACCCCACCACCUGCCCGAUAAUAUCAUCAUCAACAACAACGACACGACCAUCAAGGCAACAGAGCAACCGCCACGUCAAGCCAAACGCCCAGCAGGAAGAUGAGCUAAAGUAUUAAAAACGAAUGAAUCUAGCUUGCUUGCCUAUCUGCCAGCCAUCCAACCAGCCAACCAACCAUGCAACCAAUAUCUGUACAAUGCGGAAGCAAUCGAUUUCAGUUGGAAAUGCGCAUAAAUGGUAAUAUCAUGUUUUGUGAGGUUUGAAUGGAUUCUCUACUUAGUGGAUAGAAAGGUGGGGAAAGAGAGAGAGAGAGAGAGAGAGAGAGAGAGAGAGCGCGCAUAAGGGGCAGUAGGUAAUGCAGCUGUUGUACUGAUGUACGAGUGCACCUUACUGAUUUUGUGGGGAUUCAUAGCAAUAAGUUAACAAUGAAAACAACAACUAUAAACAUUAACACGUACAGCUAAAGUAUGAAAUUUGAGUAAUGUGUAAGUUAAAAUGAAAACAUAACAAAAACAAAUAAACAACAGCAACGCAUCAAAAAUACCAUUGUAUGUACUAUUUAUAUGUAUAUGUGUGAUUAAUAUUAAGAGCCAACAGCAAGCUAAAUUAAAAAAUAUAAAUACAAAGAGUCGAAAAUAAAACGAAAGUUACAAAGAAUAAUAAUAGUAAUAAUAAUAACAACAAUAAAUAACAACAAGAGUGUUUCGCGCACAUCAGAAAAUCAAUUUGUGUGCGAUACUGGAGUUUAGUGGUAGUGAGAUUGCAUUUUUUUGUUUUCCACUAGCAAAGCCAGAAUUAUUUAGCGAGCUUUACGGUUUCAAUUAAUAUGCGGAAUUUGAAUAAUUAUUAUAAAUCUAUGAGAAAUAAAAUUUAUAAAAUAAAAAAAGGAAGUCUAUGCGAUAAAUCUAAAUAUGAUUUCAUUUAUAAUUUACUGGAGAAUGAACGAACAUCGAUUUUUAAGGCCGAGCUGAAUCGAAACGAAUAUUUUCAAGGCGCCAACUACGUAAAAAUACGCUAUUUUAGUUUGUUAUUCAAUACUGCACUAUUUUAAAUUUUAACAGUCUGAUCAACUUAAAAUUGAUUAGUGAAAUCGGCAAUCAAUCAAAUUAAUUUCACCUCAUAAUAUAUAAUACGAAUACUAAUUUUUGUAAAAAAGACAAAUGCAUUUAGCAAUUAUCAGAAAUUUGAAAAGUCGAGCCUUAAGCACCAAGAGAUUUGGUAACUUCCAAACACUCAGGCUAAAAAGCCCAUUGUAUUUAAAGCUCUGGAAAGCUCUAGUCGAGGAGGGAAGUAACAGAAAGAAAAAGAUAGGAUAGAAUAGAGAAGUAGAGUUACUUAGACCUGUGAGAAUCUUCCAGAUUCUUUGGUAAACCUGAAAAUAUCCUCCACUUUGAGAGAACGAAUAUUAUCAUUUUCAUGGCAUCGGAACCCAAAAUUUGACAGGCAGAACACUCACAGAGAAAAGCAAGAUAGGUAAAUCGGGGCCUCAAUGCUUCCAAUGCUGGUCAUAUGUUGACCCCAUGGGUUGUGUCCUGUAAUACCGCUCAUCAACCGAACGUCUUUUCUAUCAAGUGUUAGAAGAAAUUACGACACUUUUCUCUUCGGGCUUGUCACAAAACGCUUUGCAUUUCUGUAGUGUUCUAGUCCAAACCUUCGCUCUUUAUAUAGAUUGCAUAAAUACUCGCUGAUCCAAUUUAUGAUUCCUGCGGAGCUGAUUCCGAUUAUUGGCUCUGGCCCUUGUGGGGGAACCGCUGAUCCACAGUUGGCCAAUUCAUCGGCGAUUUCGUUUCCUUGAACACCGGAGUGUCCUGAAACCCAUAUAAGUACAAGCCUGUUUUGUCUUGCGACAGAAUUAAGCUUCUUCUUACAUUCUUGAACAACCUUUGAGGUUUGCCUUGCGUUCUCCAGAGCCUUUAGUGCAGACUGACUGUCACGAACGAUUCCAAUCUGUUUCUCGAUCCAUCUCUUCUCAAUUAUCCAUUUUGCUACUUUCAGAAGGGCAAAAA
Molecule: messenger RNA, 4784 nt
Organism: Anastrepha ludens (Mexican fruit fly)
Lineage: Eukaryota; Metazoa; Arthropoda; Insecta; Diptera; Tephritidae
Gene: Nmdar2
Product: glutamate receptor ionotropic, NMDA 2B
Exons: 9
Coding region: 58-2766 (902 amino acids)
Biological process (GO): synaptic transmission, glutamatergic; monoatomic ion transport; modulation of chemical synaptic transmission
Cellular component (GO): postsynaptic membrane; plasma membrane
Molecular function (GO): NMDA glutamate receptor activity; transmitter-gated monoatomic ion channel activity involved in regulation of postsynaptic membrane potential
Source: RefSeq, a predicted model, not a curated record